Molecule: messenger RNA, 2317 nt
Organism: Chelonoidis abingdonii (Abingdon island giant tortoise)
Lineage: Eukaryota; Metazoa; Chordata; Testudines; Testudinidae
Source: RefSeq, a predicted model, not a curated record
UCAGGCUCAGCGGCUUGCCUGGUGCUGUGAUGCUGGAAAGUCUCAGCUGAGCCCCGAUGGUGUGAGAGAGAAGGGGGAAGCCCGGCAGAUUCGAUUGCAAUUGGGGCACAAUCCAGUUUUUCCUCUUCAAUCUUCAUUCAUCCUUCUCUUCCUCCUCCUCCUUCUUCCCCUGACCACAUCUCCCCGCCCCAAACUAUAUUGCACACCCCAGGAGAUCAAGGCUGGUGGAUUUAUCAACAUUCAACCACCCCUCCCUGCCCCCCGCCCCCGAUUUCCCGAUGUACUUCCCCACUCACCCUGACAGCUGCAAAAGAGAGCAGAGGUUUUUUAGCAAGCGAGGCAAGUUGGACUGACAUGCAAAGGAGGACCCCGCGCCCCUCCCCAGUCAGUGAUUACCCACCAGAUGCAAUGAGCUCUGUUUAAGAACCGGCAGGAUCUGUACUGGGGAGCAACCAGCCCCCCCCGGAAGUCAGACAGGCAACCAGGAGGGAUACUUGGCAUUUUCGGAAGACUGUUGCACCUACACAGUGGAAGUCAAAUUUUGUGUAUGGCGUGGUUAAGGUUGCAGCCUCUCACCUCAGCCUUCCUCCAUUUUCGGCUGGUUACCUUUGUGCUGUUUUUGCAUGGUUUGCAGGUGGAUGCUGGCAUAACGGGAGAGUCUCUAAGUACAGCACAAAACAGCUCGUGCUCAGGAUCUUACGAUUGCAAAGAGGGUGUUAUCUUGCCAAUAUGGUAUCCAGAAAACCCGUCCCUUGGAGACAAAAUUGCCAGGGUUAUUGUUUAUUUUGUGGCACUUAUCUACAUGUUCCUCGGAGUCUCCAUCAUUGCAGAUCGUUUCAUGGCAUCGAUAGAGAUCAUUACAUCACAAGAAAAAGAGAUUACAAUGAAGAAACCAAAUGGGGAGACCACCACGACUACCAUUCGGGUUUGGAAUGAAACUGUUUCCAACUUGACCCUGAUGGCUCUAGGUUCUUCUGCUCCUGAGAUUCUUCUGUCAUUGAUAGAGGUAUGUGGCCAUGGAUUCAUAGCCGGAGACCUGGGGCCCUCUACCAUUGUUGGCAGUGCGGCUUUCAACAUGUUUAUCAUCAUAGCCAUCUGCGUUUAUGUGAUCCCAGAUGGGGAAACCAGAAAGAUAAAACACCUGAGGGUGUUCUUUGUCACAUCUGCAUGGAGCAUCUUUGCUUAUAUCUGGUUGUACAUGAUCCUUGCCGUCUUCUCUCCAGGCGUGGUGCAGGUCUGGGAAGGCUUGCUCACUCUGUUCUUCUUCCCUCUUUGUGUCCUCCUGGCUUGGGUGGCAGAUAGAAGGCUGCUCUUCUAUAAGUACAUGCACAAAAAGUAUCGUACUGAUAAGAACAGAGGCAUUAUCAUUGAGACAGAAGGUGAACACCCUAAGGGAAUAGAAAUGGAUGGCAAGAUGAUGAACUCCCACUUUCCAGAUGGAAAUUUAGUAACUAUGGAUGGGAAAGAGGUGGAUGAAUCUCGCAAAGAAAUGAUCCGGAUCCUCAAGGAUCUGAAGCAAAAGCACCCAGAAAAGGACUUGGAUCAGCUGGUAGAGAUGGCCAACUACUAUGCUUUAUCUCACCAGCAAAAGAGCAGAGCCUUUUACCGCAUCCAAGCUACCAGAAUGAUGACUGGAGCUGGCAACAUUCUGAAAAAGCAUGCGGCCGAACAAGCCAAGAAAAGCACCAGCUUGCAUGAGGUGCAGGCAGAUGAACCUGAGGAAUUCAUCUCCAAAGUUUAUUUCGAUCCUUGCUCCUACCAAUGUCUUGAGAACUGUGGCGCUGUCCUCCUGACGGUGGUGCGGAAAGGGGGCGACAUGUCCAAGACCCUCUAUGUGGACUACAAAACGGAGGAUGGCUCUGCCAAUGCUGGUGCUGACUACGAGUUCACAGAGGGAACUGUGGUCUUGAAGUCAGGGGAGACCCAGAAGGAGUUCUCUGUGGGGAUCAUCGAUGAUGACAUCUUUGAGGAAGAUGAGCAUUUCUUCGUGCGGCUUAGUAACCUCCGUGUGGUUGAAACUGAAGAACCUGCCGAGCUCAACAAUUUGCCAUACCCAAAGGCCAUACUGACUUCUCCUUGCGUGGCCACAGUGACUAUCUUGGAUGAUGACCAUGCAGGCAUCUUCACAUUUGAGUGUGAUGUGAUGCAUGUCAGUGAGAGCAUUGGUGUGAUGGAAGUCAAAGUCCUUAGGACAUCAGGUGCUCGAGGUACAGUCAUAGUCCCAUUUAGGACAGUAGAAGGGACAGCAAAAGGAGGUGGAGAGGAUUUUGAAGAUGCUUAUGGGGAGCUGGAGUUCAAGAAUGAUGAAACGGUGUAA